Prorocentrum cordatum is the source of this 1354-nucleotide messenger RNA. The record is from the annotation of a GenBank genome assembly. NCBI's taxonomy places the organism in Eukaryota, Dinophyceae, Prorocentrales, Prorocentraceae.
CCGCCGACGGUGUUGGUCAUCCGGCGCGUGAGGCCCCCCCCAUGCCCCCCCCUCCCACCAGCGCUGCAUCCGCACUGCUGACGUGGAAGGGUCGGAGCGCCAGAGUACCAUUGCGACGCUGCGCACCGUCCAGAGCCCUCGACCCGACCGUGACGCAUUCUGCUCGGAGCAGGAUCGGCCACCCGAGACCGGGGAGCGAAGCACAUGGCAAACACAAAUGCCGCUCCCUUGCCCAGACAUGAUCCCGCCGCCCCUAGCUGUCCUCUGUACACUUUGCAACGCACCGCCAACCCUCAGGCCUUAUAGGCUCCAGACGCAGGGCCGAUCGCCAACGCCGGGACCAGACAGACAAGCUGUGUGCACGACGCCCGCCUGUGCAGGGAGGACCGGCGUAAGCCCGGCGAAGAUCCUGGGGAAACCGAAAGGUACCGAUACCGCUACUCCCAGGACCUCUGCCAGGUUGCUUUCUGACCGGAACUUCGAGGCGAAUCCAGCGGCGGCGACGAGGGCCUCCCAGGAGGCCCAACACGGGCAAAAACGAGGGAAGGGAAGCCGUAUAGGGUACCUCUUCCUCCUCGGGGAUCCUGUGGCACGGGAUGUCGCCGUCCAAGAUCUUCGCGAAGACGUUGUCCGGAUCGUACUCGGCCACGGGGCCACCGCCGGCCCGCGCCGUCAGGGCCGCGCGAGAUCGUCCACCCCCGGCCCGGCGAGGGCGGCACGCCUGCGACCUCCACGCGAGCCUGGGGAGGGCGAGGGCGAAGAGGCGUCGUGGGAGGACGAACCCAGCCAUGAUCGCGUCGAACACAGAAAUCAAGAUGGAUGGUCUUUGGCCGUGUUCGGCCCCUGGGGGCCCUCGCCGGGCCUCGGGACCGUCAAACAACGACUCAGGAUUUGUGUUUUUUUUCCCAGCGGAGGACAAUGAGGAGGAGAGCACGGCCACGAGAACUCCCGCCACGCGGCUGCCACCAAAGCGCGAGGCAAUCCAAAGCCAAUCCGAUCGGGACCUCCUGAGGCCCCGUAUUGAAGCAAUCAGGACGUCGCAUGUCUGGGAACAGGAACCGUGGAAGGGGGAUGAUGAUGAUGAUGAGGAGGACGAGACGAGGACGAGGAGGAGGAGGAAGGAACCGCGGCGGCAGGACCCCUGGGUCGAGGGGCCCAUCGAAGGAGAGGGAUGGGGUUAUAACGCCACAGAGGACGGCUACAAGUCCCCCCAGCCUUGGGGCGGCCUUCUCCGACACCACCGCUGGACAAGCCUGAAGCCCAGGAGGCGCAAUUCUUCGGCAGGGCGGGCGCACAGUGGCAUGCCGAAGGUGUGCCUCCCCGUGGUGAUGGUUAUCCUCCUCCCCUUCUCGGC